Pocillopora verrucosa is the source of this 892-nucleotide messenger RNA. RefSeq names its product sterile alpha motif domain-containing protein 15-like. The record is from RefSeq and is a predicted model, not a curated record. Gene Ontology annotation, molecular function: protein binding. Lineage: Eukaryota; Metazoa; Cnidaria; Anthozoa; Scleractinia; Pocilloporidae.
AUGGCGGACGGACUGAUCAAAAGUUCUCGAAAGACACCUACAAAGUUUGACAAUGGAUAUGAACCGACUUUUGACUCCGAUGGCACUCCUACCUGUCUAGGCUGGAAAAUCGAAGAUGUCGCCGACUGGGUGGAAUUUUUAGGGUUCCCACAGUAUCGGGCCUGUUUCAGAGAAAACCUCAUAAAUGGAAGGAAACUUAUAACUGUCGAUGCUUCAUCUUUACCAAGGAUGGGUGUCACAGACUUUGAACAUAUAAAGGUAAUAGCAAAAAAAGUUCGAGAAGCGUUAGGAAUAGAGGAACCUUAUUGGAACCGUAGCAUCUCUCUCCUGCACAGGGAAUCACUUGGACUGUUUCUUGAAAAGAAAAGUAACACUGGUGUAGAAGCAGAUCUGUUGACUUUUCAAGAUUACAAACGCUACUUGCAGAAACAAGAGCCUAGUAAAAACAAAAGAUAAUGCUUCUUCUAGGGAUGUGGCAACCUAGCUUUGCAAGUGUGUAUGUAAAACAGUGAACAUGCCGUAAUUUCAAAUCAUUUUCGUUGGCCUAGAAAUCAUUGGAGAUACUUUAGAAAUCAGUGCUAUUCUCACUAUUUACCUCCUACCAGUGAGAAGGAAGGAAGGAGUGAACCAGAGGCUUCUUUAAGCUCCCUUCCUUUCAUAAUUUGUAACAGAUUGUUUUUCAAUGCAGGCCUUUUUUUUUUCAUCAUUUUCACUGUAUUCAAUGCUCCAAUUCUUGUCUUUCAAAGUCGACAACUUGAAAAUGCACAACAUGUAACAUUCACUUGGUUCCAAUGUCCUCCAGUAGUGCUUGUAACAGUGAAUUGUGAGUGUGGUGGAUAGGGCAUCCUCUGAAUACAUUUUCAUGUAAAAUAAAUUGGUAAGGAAACUUCAA